Psilocybe cubensis is the source of this 1431-nucleotide messenger RNA. RefSeq lists its product as uncharacterized. The transcript has 5 exons. Bases 1 to 1431 code for a protein of 476 amino acids. The record is from RefSeq and is a predicted model, not a curated record. NCBI's taxonomy places the organism in Eukaryota, Fungi, Basidiomycota, Agaricomycetes, Agaricales, Agrocybaceae.
AUGUCUACCUCUCGCUCUGCGGUAACUCGGCCUUCUUCUUCCGGUCCCCUGACUGGAAACAAUCCUGCUUCUGCCCUUGUUCCUGAGAAUGUUGAAGCAUCUGAUACGUCAGAGUUGCCUGCCUACGUGCCGAGUACAAGGUCAUCUUCAAGGUCCAGGAGAAGGGAAUUUCCAGAAUUCAAAGAAUUUUCUUACGAUGCGAAGAAUCGAAAAGGAAAAUCAGUCGUUAUUCUCACUGUAAUUGCAGAGCGGUCGUAUUCAAAGCAUAUACCCACUUUUCUCCAAGACUCUCCUGUUAAAGGAAGAGUCCACCUUGACCUUGACAAGCCCGAAUCUAUCUUGUCUGUGGUUCUGAAUAUACGAGGUGAAUACCUUACGGGCGCCAAUCCAGACCAGCAGCUCAUUUUUCUUGACCUUGCCUAUCCUCUGUGGUCGCAAUCCGACGGUGAUCCUCAAAGAAUGAAUGUUCUCAGAGAAACAGAAUCUCUUACUCGCCAAGGAUCCUCCACCCUUUCUGCAAGAUUCAACGGCCCGAAGCUCGUGGGUCAAUAUACGUGGCCAUUUUGCAUUACCCUCCCUAAGGAAGUCAGUGUACCGUAUGGGAAAGGCAAAGCAUUACGGUCCUUUGCUCUUCCUCAAACAUUCAAUGAGCGACAUGCGAAAGGCAGCAUUAGAUAUGAGAUAUCCCUCAGAAUUAACCGCGGUAGAUUCCAGCCGAAUUACAGGAUCCCUGCAACAAUUGGGUACAUACCAAUAUCACGACCUCCUCCAUUCCCACCUCUCAGAAGUAUGUGCUAUCAAGAAGGGACAACACUUCUCGGCCCUACUAUUGACCCUGACGGUUGGUUUUCUGAUACUCCUGUCACUAUCAAAGGGACAAUAUUUAGUGCCCGUGCAGUUCACGUUACAUGCACACUAUGCUAUACUCGAGGCUCAGUGAUCCCAUUUUUUAUGCGCCUCGAGAGCGACGACUUUCAGGCUCUGGAUUUACUGUCUAAUCCCAAGUCCAUAUCUGUCUCUCUCCAGAGACGUAUCAAAUAUCAUGCCUUUCCGGAGAAGGUGUUGGGCUCCUUUGCCAAGGAUUCCGUAGAAUAUGUGCAGCAAGCUGUAUGGUGGCCAUCAUCCGAAGGUGUGGAAGUCAAUGUGGAACGGUUUCGAUUUUUGAACGGAGAGCUGCAUCUCAAGGCCGACACGAAACCCAGUUCAGCAAUAGCAGAUUUUUCUAUAGAGUACUCUGUUGUGCUCUUCCCUUUCAAGUCUGCCGGCUUCGAGGCUUCUGACAACGGACCGCUUCAGACAUACCCCGUUGAAAUUGUCACCUCCUUUGCACAUGGGCCGCGGCCCAGAAAAUACGCGCCUCCUGGGUAUGACGCAGAUACACCCCCAUCUAUGGAUUUUGUGAAUUUGGAUCCUGUGGCCUAUAGUUCUUGA